Molecule: messenger RNA, 688 nt
Organism: Paramecium pentaurelia
Lineage: Eukaryota; Ciliophora; Oligohymenophorea; Peniculida; Parameciidae
Source: the annotation of a GenBank genome assembly
AUGAAUGAUGAGUGUGAGUAAACAGCAAAUUUUUUCUAUCCUCCUGAUCAAUAAGGGAAUAAAUAAAAAUUUAUUCAUUCAAGAAGAUUAUUAAAACCAAAGAGUGCUAAUUCCAAUCCAUCUACAUAAUUGUAAAAUAUCUAGUUUUUAUAUGGAUUAUAGAAUAAUUUCUAAACGAAGUACUGAUAAUUCAGGUUUACAUACACCUCCUUAAAUAGGAGAGAUAAAGAAAGGAUUAGAUAUAUUAAGAGAUUGUGAAAUAAAAAAAAAUAAAAAUUAUAGAAUUCUUAGUUCAAAUAUAAAUGAACGAUCAAGCUAUCCUUAAUAGAUUAGUUUUGGAAAUAAAUUCAUAUUUAUAAAUGAAUAGAAAAUAAAUAAAUUUACUGAAAGUCCUUAAUCUAAGAUAAAUAAACUGCCUGAAAUCUUUAAUCACAGAAACUCUUGUUAAGGAUUUAAAUAGAAUUAUAGAAUAUAAAGCAGUUAGAGUAAAAGAGAUACUAUUACAAAUUUUAAUAUUGAAUGCCCUAAAUAAAUUUAUAUACAAUAAUGCAUGUAACGAUUAGAACUGAAAUAAACAAUUUAAAAAUAAAAUUAAACUAGAUUACCUAGUUAACCUAUUUCUUUUUUAUAAGCAAAACAAUAAAAGAAGAUGAUAAAUCGAAUAUUUUCAGGCAAACGUGAUUCAUGA